Molecule: messenger RNA, 5444 nt
Organism: Chroicocephalus ridibundus (black-headed gull)
Lineage: Eukaryota; Metazoa; Chordata; Aves; Charadriiformes; Laridae
Gene: CTNND2
Product: catenin delta 2
Exons: 22
Coding region: 138-3821 (1227 amino acids)
Biological process (GO): cell-cell adhesion; dendritic spine morphogenesis; cell-cell junction assembly
Cellular component (GO): adherens junction; postsynaptic density; cytoplasm
Molecular function (GO): cadherin binding
Source: RefSeq, a predicted model, not a curated record
AGGGGGCAGCCGAAGAUGCUGCAGCUGGGCAAGGUCAGGACCUUGCGGUGAAGCCCGGGGCCGUCGCUCGCCCCCCCCCAUCCCCCCUUCUUCAUCUUUGCCUGGCGGACUGAGGAUUUGCUGUUGGGUUUUGGUAUAUGUUCGGGAGAAAGCAGGCGGAAUCGGCGCCGAUCGAAACUAUGCCUGUUCCAGACCAGCCCUCGUCUUCUGACAAGACAAGCUCCCUUAGUCCUGUGCUGAACACGUCCAAUGGCGAUGGCUCUGAAACUGAAACAACCUCUGCCAUUCUAGCUUCAGUUAAAGAACAGGAACUGCAGUUUGAGCGACUGACUCGAGAACUUGAGGCUGAGCGUCAAAUUGUAGCUAGCCAGCUGGAGAGAUGUAAGCUUGGAUCAGAAACUGGAAGCAUGAGCAGCAUUAGUUCAACAGAAGAACAAUUUCACUGGCAAACACAAGAUGGUCAGAAGGAUAUAGAAGAUGAGCUCACCACUGGUCUGGAGCUGGUGGACUCCUGUAUUAGGUCACUGCAGGAAUCAGGGAUACUCGAUCCACAGGACUAUUCAGCCAGUGAAAGGCCCAGCCUCCUCUCCCAGAGCACGCUCCAGCUCAAUUCCAAGCCUGAAGGGUCCUUCCAAUACUCGGCCAGCUACCACAGCAACCAGACCCUCGCCCUGGGCGAAACGGCGGCCGCCCAGCUCCCGGCCCGCAGCGGUCAGGCCAGAGGUGCCAUCCAGAGCUACAGCCAGCAGGGCCCGGGGGGCCGCGGCGCCCACCCGGGCGUCCCGGAGCCGCCGCCGCAGCCGCAGCCGCCCGCCGCCCCGCAGCCGCGGGAGCCCUUCGCGCCCAGCCACGGCAGCGCCUUCCACCUGCCCGAGCCCCAGCACGCCGCCGCCCUCUACUACGCCAGCUCCACGCUGCCGGCGCAGCGGGUGAGCUCCCCGCUGCCCGCCCAGCCCGGCGGCUCCCCCACCAAGCUGCCGCGGGCCGGCUCCGCCGCCGAGGGCGCCGCCUACGCCGGCGCGCAGCGCCUCUCCUCCCCGAAGCAGUCCCCCAGCCGCCUGGCCAAGUCCUACAGCACCAGCUCGCCCAUCAACAUCGUCGUCUCCUCGGCGGGACUGUCGCCGUCCCCCAUCCGAGUGACCUCCCCGCCCACCGUCCAGUCUAACAUUUCCUCCUCUCCUAUCCACCAGUUAAGCUCCACCAUCGGCACUUACGCCACCCUGUCGCCUACCAAGCGGCUGGUUCACGCUGCCGAUCAGUACAGCAAGCACUCCCAGGAGCUGUACGCCACCGCCACCCUGCAGAGACCCGGCUCCCUCGCAGCUGGGUCUCGGGCAUCUUACAGCAGCCAGCACAGCCACCUUGGCUCCGAGUUAAGGGCACUGCAGUCUCCAGAACACCACAUAGAUCCUAUUUACGAAGACAGAGUUUAUCAGAAGCCCCCUAUGAGGAGUCUCAGCCAGAGUCAGGGGGACCCUCUGCAACCAGCACACACAGGCACAUACCGCACUAGUACAGCCCCAUCUUCCCCUGGUGUCGACUCCGUACCCUUACAGCGCACAGGCAGUCAACACGGCACACAGAACGCAACAGCGACCUUCCAGAGGGCCAGCUAUGCGGCCGGCCCAGCCUCCAAUUACGCAGACCCCUACCGACAGCUGCAGUAUUGUCCUUCUGUUGAAUCACCAUACAGCAAAUCUGGGCCAGCCAUCCCACCUGAAGGGACCUUGGCUAGGUCACCUUCCAUUGAUAGCAUUCAGAAAGAUCCCAGAGAGUUCGGAUGGCGAGAUCCAGAGCUUCCAGAAGUUAUACAGAUGUUACAGCAUCAGUUUCCCUCAGUACAGUCCAAUGCUGCAGCCUACUUACAACACCUCUGUUUCGGAGACAAUAAAAUAAAAGCAGAGAUAAGAAGACAAGGCGGAAUACAAUUACUGGUGGACCUAUUGGACCAUCGGAUGACAGAAGUCCACCGUAGUGCCUGUGGAGCUUUGAGAAACUUGGUAUACGGGAAGGCAAAUGAUGACAACAAAAUUGCUCUGAAAAACUGUGGUGGCAUCCCAGCAUUAGUACGGUUACUCCGCAAGACGACAGAUUUGGAAAUCAGAGAACUGGUCACAGGAGUUCUCUGGAAUCUAUCCUCCUGUGAUGCACUGAAAAUGCCAAUCAUCCAGGAUGCCCUCGCAGUGUUGACCAAUGCAGUGAUCAUCCCUCACUCUGGAUGGGAAAACUCUCCGCUCCAGGAUGAUCAUAAAAUACAGCUCCAUUCAUCACAGGUGCUGCGCAAUGCCACUGGGUGCCUAAGGAAUGUCAGCUCUGCUGGAGAGGAGGCCCGCCGAAGAAUGAGGGAGUGUGACGGCCUGACGGACGCAUUGCUGUACGUGAUCCAGUCUGCUCUGGGGAGCAGUGAAAUUGAUAGUAAGACCGUUGAAAACUGUGUGUGCAUUUUGAGGAACCUCUCAUACAGGCUAGCUGCAGAAACAUCUCAGGGACAGCAGAUGGGAACAGAUGAACUUGAUGGAUUACUCUGUGGUGAUGCCAAUGGAAAAGACGCAGAGAGUUCAGGGUGCUGGGGGAAGAAGAAGAAGAAAAAGAAAUCACAAGAUCAGUGGGAUGGCGUAGGACCUCUCCCAGACUGUGCAGAACCACCCAAAGGAAUCCAGAUGCUGUGGCACCCUUCAAUAGUCAAACCCUACCUCACACUUCUUUCUGAGUGCUCAAAUCCAGACACGCUGGAGGGGGCAGCAGGGGCACUGCAGAACUUGGCUGCUGGGAGCUGGAAGUGGUCAGUGUAUAUCCGCGCUGCUGUCCGCAAAGAAAAAGGAUUGCCAAUCCUGGUGGAACUGCUUCGAAUAGACAAUGACCGGGUGGUAUGUGCAGUUGCUACAGCUUUACGAAACAUGGCCCUAGAUGUCAGAAAUAAGGAGUUAAUAGGCAAGUAUGCCAUGAGGGAUCUGGUCCACCGACUGCCAGGCGCUAACAACAGCAACAGCUCAGCGAGCAAGGCCAUGUCUGAUGACACCGUUACUGCCAUUUGCUGCACUCUGCAUGAAGUCAUCACUAAAAACAUGGAGAAUGCCAAGGCCUUACGAGACGCAGGCGGCAUUGAGAAACUGGUUGGCAUAUCUAAGAGUAAAGGAGACAAGCAUUCGCCAAAAGUGGUGAAAGCAGCAUCUCAGGUCCUCAAUAGUAUGUGGCAGUACAGAGACCUGAGAAGUCUCUACAAGAAGGACGGAUGGUCGCAGUAUCACUUUGUAGCCUCAUCUUCAACAAUAGAAAGGGAUCGGCAAAGACCGUACUCUUCAUCACGCACGCCCUCCAUCUCGCCCGUGCGCAUGUCUCCUAACAACCGCUCAGCAAGUGCCCCAGCCUCACCCCGGGAAAUGAUCAGCCUAAAAGAGAGAAAAACAGACUAUGAAUCAACUGGAACAAACGCCACAUACCAUGGAAAUAAAGGAGAACACACUUCUAGGAAAGACACCAUGACAGCUCAGAACACUGGAAUCUCAACUUUGUACAGGAAUUCGUAUGGUGCACCUGCUGAAGAUAUCAAACACAAUCAGGUUUCAACACAGCCAGUUCCACAGGAGCCCAGCAGAAAAGAGUAUGAACCAUAUCAGCCGUUUCAGAAUUCAACAAGAAACUAUGACGAGUCCUUCUUUGAGGACCAAGUGCAUCAUCGUCCACCUGCAAGCGAAUACAACAUGCACCUGGGACUAAAGUCAACUGGCAACUACGUCGACUUCUAUUCAGCUGCUCGUCCCUAUAGUGAACUUAACUAUGAAACAAGCCACUAUCCAGCCUCUCCCGACUCCUGGGUUUGAGACUUGGGCAGAUACAAAAGCUCCAGGAACUGUGCAUGUGCAUGCAUACCACAAGACAUUUUUUUUCCUGCAAAUUUAGUUUGUUAAAGCCUGUUCCAUAGGAAGGCGCAGAUAACCAGUAUGGAAAAAAUUAAGAGAUUUUUUUUUAGAGGGCUAAAAGGUGCGAAAGCUAAACCUGGGAGUAAUUAGAAAGAAAUAUAUGUAUACAUAUAUAUAUUUUACAGUGUGGGGCGACUUUACUGUUGGCCCGUAGAGUCUAAAGUUCAGUGCUGUAUAUUGAAUGUGGCUGAAGGAAGGAGGGAGAACACGACAGUGGAUGUGGGUCAAGAGUUAAGCACAAGUAACUGAGCAGCGUACAUACUUAUGGGGAACAGCUUCUCACACUUUGUUUAAUAUCCUCAUUCAUUGUGAAUCUAGGCUUCAAGUUGCAUUUGGGGUUUCCUCUGUACAGCAAGAUGUUUCUUGCCUUUUGUUAAUGCAUUGUUGUAAAGUAUUUGAUGUACAUUACAGAUAAAAAAAAAAAGUGCAUUGUGUAUAUUACACCAAUGCCACAGUGUUUCUUCAUCUAUGGUUCUAAAUAUUGCUUCAAUUUCAAAUUUUGAAAGAUGUAUGAAUUUCCAGUUUUUUGUUUUCUUUUCCCCGGUGCGUUUUAACAAAAAAAAAAAGUCAAAAAAAAUCAAAAAAACAAAACGGAAUAUUUAGCAGUAUUGUUCGUUCUGAUAUGUGGAUUUGUUUGUGGCAACUAAAAAAAAAAGGCAUUCAGCAGUUUCUGACAAUUAACAUUCAUCAUUCCACACUCCUUGUCAACGAAGUGCUUUUUCACUGCCUAAAAUUUUAGAUGUAGAUAUUUGAAAUAGAUUUUUUUCAUUUAUACCAGUUUUCUUUAUGAUGAUACAGUGUUAAAAGAAAAUAAAUUACAAUUGAUCUGUCAUCCAUAUUUGCUAAGAAUGUCUAUUUCCAAGAACCUACCAUACAAAUACACAUUCUUACUUGUGUGUGUCCAUGUAUGCAUAGUAUUCUGUGUGCGUGUGUGUGUGUUUGAGUGUGUGUGUUUGUGUGGCGUAAGACUUCUUUUCAUCCAAUGUUUUCCUUGUUCAAGCUUCAAUUUUUGUUUGAUUUUCAGUUUUUUUAAACAGUGGAAACUCCAGUAUGUGCUUUCUCUUACUCACUUUCUUAACCAUUGAUAGCAAUUCAAAAUUGUUAGGCCGCAUACUCUCAAAGGAAGGGGUUAUCAGAUUUUUUUUUUCACUGACUCCUUCACCUUUAGGUGCCCUUUCCUUUAAAAUAGCAUCUCUCGAUCUUUUCUUGAGGAAAUGUCAUUACCCUCCAGCCACCAACCAGCAAGUGCUCAAGGAAGGCAGAGUUUGAUCUUGCCAUCUCCCUGAGGGAAUGGAAAACAAAGACCCAACAGACUUAAGUCUGGAGUCUCCAACCUCUUUGGGCUAUACAAGAGUCCAACUCGUGAAUCAUUAGGACAAUCAUUUAUUUUAACCCAUACCAAAAAGAAAACCCGAUACCCGAAACACAUUCCUCAAAUAUUAAAUAUACCGACCAUUUCUGUGCAUUUAAAGUGAAACCCUCAAAAGUAAAAAAUGUAAGGGACAGAAUUUUUUUUUUUAAAUU